Messenger RNA from Micromonas pusilla CCMP1545, 729 nucleotides. RefSeq names its product intracellular chloride channel family. Gene Ontology annotation, cellular component: cytoplasm. The record is from RefSeq and is a predicted model, not a curated record. The transcript has a single exon. NCBI's taxonomy places the organism in Eukaryota, Viridiplantae, Chlorophyta, Mamiellophyceae, Mamiellales, Mamiellaceae. The annotation marks the transcript as partial.
CGGCGAUUCGGAUCUGACGAUGACGCGCCGGUUCGCGUCAUGUUCUACCGCGACCACGCGGGGUGGUGUCCGUACUGCGAGAAGAUCUGGCUUCAGCUCGAAGAGAAGAAGAUUCCGUACAGAGUUGAGAAGAUCAACAUGCGGUGCUACGGCGAUAAGCCCGCGUCGUUCACGUCGAAAGUUCCGAGCGGGAUGCUCCCGGUGGUUGAGAUCGACGGCGAGCUCAUGACGGAGAGCGCCGCGAUCGCGGCCGCGCUCGAGGAGCGAUUCCCCGAGCGCACGCCGCUUCUCCCCGCACGCGGGACCGCGGCGUUCGCGCGCAUCGAGGAACUGAACCGUCUCGAGCGCGCGUUAUUCUCGCGCUGGAUGCGAUGGCUGACGUCGUCGUGGGCGGACGGCGGGAACCGAAGCCAGUUCGAGGAAGCUAUGGACGUUGUCGACGCGGAGCUUCGGAAGACGCCCGGCGCGUAUUUUCUCGGCGAGGAGCUGUCGCUCGUGGACAUCACGUUCACGCCGUUUCUCGAGCGCAUGGCCGCGUCGCUGGCAUACUACAAGGGCUUCAAGAUCGAACAGUCCGGGGGACGGUGGCCCGGGCUCGACGCGUGGUACCGCGCGAUGGCGCUCCGCUCGGACACUUACGCGUGGAUAAAGAGCGACUACUACACGCACGCGCACGACCUCCCGCCGCAGCUCGGCGGGUGUGAGUUCAACGGUGACGACGAGCAGGCG